CGUCGGUGGUCGAAUCGUUUUUUGGCUUGUGUUUUUUCGAUUGAGUUUUGGUUUUAGUUUUAUCACUGGUUUUGCUAACAUUAAAAUGGAUGAAUUGGAAAUAAUGUGGGAUGAAAGUCCACCUGAAAGGAACGUGUAUGGAGUUUUAAGUGCAAACAUAUAUAAUUUUAAUCAGAAAAAUCAGAAAAAUAAGAAUAAAAAUGUUUCAUCUCAAAAACACGAAGUUUCUCACAAUCUCAAAGUUGAAUUUAAAAACAAUUCAUUGAAUCGUUUUAGUGCUUCUUCCAGAAAUGAUGAACUGCAGGUUGCAACUCCGGAAUCUGGAGAAAAUGGCGGAAAUAGAUUAAAUUUACCUACAAAAAAUUUAUGUAUUGGUGGCACUGAAAAGAAGGAAGUAUUGCAGCCCAUCGAUUGGGAAACUCUAAAUAGAAAUGUUGAAGAAUAUAAAAGGUUACAGUGGGCGCAUCUUCCAAAGCUGAGAAAAAAUUUUUAUCAAGAAGCCGAGGAAAUCGCUAUUAUGACAGAGGAAGAAGUCAAUGAAAUGCGUUUAGUAAACAACAAUAUAAUGGUUUCACGUUUGAAAACAAGUGAAGACCAAUUGUGUCUUGAUAUACCAAAACCUAUUUACAAAUUCGAACACUCUUUCAAAGAUUAUCCUGAUAUACUUGAUGAGUUGAAGAAACAAAACUUUACGGAACCAUCACCUAUACAAAAGCAAGCAUGGCCUAUAUUAUUGAGAGGCGAGGAUAUGAUAGGUAUUGCUCAAACAGGAACUGGAAAAACUUUAGCAUUUCUGCUUCCUGCCUUGAUUCAUACUGAUGGACAGACUACACCACGUACGGAACGCAAUGGUCCAAAUAUAUUAAUUUUAGCUCCAACACGCGAAUUAGCACAGCAAAUAGCAAAAGAAGUUAAUAAGUACUCGUUCCGUGGAAUAAAAGCUGUAUGCAUUUAUGGUGGUGGAAGUCGUCGUGAGCAGAUCAGAGAUUUCAAAGAAGGAGCUGAAUGCAUAAUUUGCACCCCUGGACGUCUUAAUGAUUUGGUUCAAGCUAAAGUUAUAGAUAUUACAUCCGUUACAUAUUUAAUAUUAGACGAAGCAGACCGUAUGCUGGAUAUGGGUUUCGAGCCACAGAUUCGAAAAGUUCUACUUGACAUACGCCCUGACAGGCAGACCGUCAUGACUAGUGCCACCUGGCCGCCAUGUGUUAGUAGAUUGGCCGAAACCUAUAUGAACAAUCCUAUACAGGUAUGGGUUGGCUCACUUGAUUUAACUGCUACUCAUUCUGUGAGUCAAAAGGUAGAACUCGUGGAUGAUGCGGACAAAUUUAAUACGGUUCUGGCGUUUUUAAAAAACCUUAAAUCAAGCGAUAAAGUUAUUAUCUUCUGUUCUAAACGAGCUCGUGCUGACGAUUUGUCUAGUGAUUUAUCUCUGAAAGGCCUGUUAACACAAUGUAUACAUGGUUCUCGUGAUCAGGCCGAUCGAGAACAAGCACUGGCUGAUCUGACCUCAGGUGACAUACAAAUUUUAAUAGCAACAGACGUUGCUUCAAGAGGUUUAGAUGUUGAAGACAUCACUCAUGUUAUUAAUUUUGAUUUUCCGCGUAACAUUGAGGAGUAUGUUCAUCGUGUUGGUAGAACUGGACGCGCUGGGCGAACCGGCACUGCCAUAAGUUAUAUAACACGCUCGGAUUGGGGUAUUGCGAAGGAUCUCAUUCGUAUUUUGGAAGAAGCUAGCCAAGCAGUUCCAAAAGAACUAUACGAAAUGUCCAAUCGCUUUGACGAGAUGAAAAAAAGACGUGGUAGAGAUUUUAAAAUGGGUAGUCAUUUUAAUGCUUUUUUAUAAACACAGUACACCGUAGGGGUACUCACUUUUAAGAUUGACUUAGUAACAGUUAAUUUAGUAACUUGACAACAGCAUUGUAUGUUGUUUUUUAAAUUACAUCGUAAAUAA
Messenger RNA from Teleopsis dalmanni, 1951 nucleotides. Its product is annotated as probable ATP-dependent RNA helicase DDX43. The transcript has 8 exons. Lineage: Eukaryota; Metazoa; Arthropoda; Insecta; Diptera; Diopsidae. Bases 86 to 1843 code for a protein of 585 amino acids. Gene Ontology annotation, molecular function: RNA binding; ATP binding; RNA helicase activity. The record is from RefSeq and is a predicted model, not a curated record.